Molecule: messenger RNA, 1569 nt
Organism: Wasmannia auropunctata (little fire ant)
Lineage: Eukaryota; Metazoa; Arthropoda; Insecta; Hymenoptera; Formicidae
Product: protein RRNAD1-like
Exons: 8
Coding region: 5-1507 (500 amino acids)
Source: RefSeq, a predicted model, not a curated record
AACAAUGGCCGCCCCCGUGGUUACGUGCACAUGCAGAAUCUGCUCGAAGGCUCGCGUAACACUCGAGAGAAUCUUCAACGUGCUAGACACGUACGGCUGGUUGUUAGACUCAUAUGUCGUGGAUUUCUUCCAAGAGCAACUGUGGGAGAGACUGCCGAGCAGCUGGAGGACCGAUCUGCAAACCGUGUCGCCCGACGAGUUCGGCAAGUGGUUAGCUGGCGACAUCUCGUGCUCACGCGUUUGGCCAUUGUCGCUGCUCGCACUUCGACAGGUUGCAAGGGAUUUGCAGCUAAAGCGAGAUCAUCAAAAUGACGAGGGCGCCUGGCGAUGCGACGGAGGUGGAAAGUCCGAGAGUAAUUCGGAGAAUUUCGUUCUGGAAAAUAAAAAUGUGGGAUUACGCGAUUCCCCGAACAAGAAGCACAACAAUCUCUUUUUGAAGCACGUUAAAAUAAAAAAACGACACGAGAUACAGCAGAUAGCGCGGAGGUUUUAUAUUUUUUUUACACAGAUAUGCGCGGACUGCGCGCAAGAGUCCAGUGCCAAGUGCAUUGUAGACGUUGGAGCGGGCGUGGGUCAUUUAGCCCGAUCCCUAGCGUUUAAAUACGGCCUGCACGUAACGUGCAUUGAACAGGACGCAUUACUGUCGCAGCAAGCCAGAAAGUGGGAUAAUGAAUUGUUGGUGUCCCUAUCCAAACGUUUGCCUGACUUGCAAGUAGAUAUGCCACGGCACGUGUCGAUCAAACUGGAAAGUACCAAUUCUGAUCUGUCAGGGACGAUCACGGAAGAUAUAGGAAGGAUUUUCUCCGACAACUUCAAUUUAAACGGGCAGAAAUCUGGAUUCGGCAUUGCGGGACUGCAUCCGUGUGGAGAUCUCGCAGCCACGUUACUGAGACUUUACACGUCUCGUUGCGACGCGAGAUUUAUUUGCAUCGUGGGAUGCUGUUACAUGAAGCUGACAUUAGAAAAUUCAGCGGAUGUUUCGAAUGGGUAUCCACUCAGUAAAUAUCUAUCGUCGUUUGCGAAACACAAAUUGUCCUACACAGCGUUAGAAGUGGCGUGCCAUGCUAUCGAGAGUUACUGCGACAAGCUGAAGACUGGAAAUUAUGAGGAUUUGAUAGUGCACGCUUAUAGAGCUGCUUUGGAAACCAUUUUAAUAAAACGAAACAGCCAGUUACGUCACAGUCAAGUGAGGAAUGUUAAAGUGACGAGAUCUGUUACGUUUGAACAAUACUGCACGGCAGCAACCGCAGGCUUUGAGCCGAAUCUCCGGCCUGAAGAUUCAGAUCUCCAGAAUCCGCAAAUAAAAUCCUAUCUGAAUCAGUGGCGGCAGAUUGUGAUAUUCGGAGCAUUGCGUACAAUGUUGGCACCAUUAGUGGAAACUGUGGUGUUGUUGGACAGAUUUUUGUAUUUAUCCGAAGGGAAUUUAUCUCCCAUAUUGAAGCCUGUUUUCGACCCCAGACUGUCUCCUCGAAAUUUUUUAUUGUCUUCAAUGAAAAAUGCCGAAUAAUCGCCUUUUGAUUAUGUUCAAUUUUUUUUGUACCUCUUACGGGAAUAAAAUUUGAAAAAAAA